AUGAGUGCCUUGUUGGGUGAACUGAAGGUGGAAGUGAGAUACUUGCAAGAAGAUAGUAAAGCUAAGGUAAGAGAACUGGAGUUGCAGAAGACUGAUGUGGACAAGUUGAAGGAACAAUACCAAGUGAAACGAGUGGCUUUCUCAGCCUCUCUGCUAGCUUCAGGCUCAGGAUAUGUUGGCCCGUUUAACACACACACACCUCUGGUCUUCAGAAAUGUCGUCUCAAAUAUUGGAAAUGCCUACAAUCCACAUACAGGGUUUUUCAUUGCACCAGUGAGAGGAGCCUACCACUUUGAGUUCUACAUUGGUGCACAUGGUCAUAAUUCAUAUCCUAGCUCAGCUGCAUUGGUCAAGAAUGGACAGCAUAUAUUUAUUGCCUAUGAACAUCAGAAUUCUCAUUAUGGGAGUAGUGCUAAUGGUGUCACAUUGUUAUUAGAGGUUGGGGAUGUCGUGCUUUUGCGUCUGGGGGUGAACUCAAGGAUUUUUGACAAUGAAGACCACCACAGCACCUUCAGCGGUCAUCUGCUUUUUGCCAUGUGA
Messenger RNA from Archocentrus centrarchus (flier cichlid), 540 nucleotides. RefSeq names its product complement C1q-like protein 2. The record is from RefSeq and is a predicted model, not a curated record. The transcript is spliced from 4 exons. NCBI's taxonomy places the organism in Eukaryota, Metazoa, Chordata, Actinopteri, Cichliformes, Cichlidae. The coding region runs from base 1 to 540 and encodes 179 amino acids. Gene Ontology annotation, molecular function: protein binding.